AAAGGCCCUUUACAUAGCGGCUGUGGUAAUUCCAGUUUCACCGAAGCGCUUGGUGGUAUAGUGUGGGGGAAAAGGAAAUGACACAACAUUGACUAUGCUCUUUCAAUUUACAGUAGGGUGUCAAUGUGCUGCUUUAAUGUGAGGGAAAUCCCUACAUCACCCUGAGUAUAUAACACGCAACAGCAUUUCAGUUCAUUCAAAGUCUGGAUUCACAGUUGUAUCAAACAUGCCGCUCACCAAGCUCUGUGAGUAUAAUAUCCACAGACUGAACAAGGCUUUAAAAAUUCAAGAUUGAAUUAAUAACAUCAGUUUUCUCUCUUUUUGACAGACGUCCCUGCUGCACUCCUGCUCCUCGUGCUCAGCUGUCCUCUGUGGCACGUCGGCCAGUCCCUGCCGAUGAUGGGUAAAGGACCGAUAACGGACUCCUGCGUCUCACAUGCACGGACGCUUCUACAGAACAUCACUGAUGCUCUUGCACAGAAUGACCUGCUCAUUGCGAUUGACUGCCCAAUACGUAGUGUGGAGCUGAACAUGGCGACUGAUACACCAUCUGUGUGUGCACCAAAGGGAUCAACAUGCACUGGAACCACUAAAGCAGAAUUUGAUCAGAAAUCAUGUCUGGAAAACAUCGGGGAGGAUUUGCGUUACUACUACAAAUAUCUCGCAGCUCAGCCGAAGGGUUUGCUUGGGCUAACUGUUCAGCUCAGAACCCUGAUGGAGAACUGCUUCCCGUGGUCUCUGUCCACAGACUUGGCCUCAAAACAGGCUCCUACAGACAGUCCGAGCACCUUCGAUGAGAGACUGAAACUCUGCAAAGUGCUGAAGGGCUUCCACGUCCGCACCAUCACUAUCAACAGGGUCCUUGGAUACAUGAACUCUGGGGAACACACUAAAUAAAUUCUCUGUAGUGCCUUGACACAAUGAUAGUUUCAGAAAGCUACACACAGGACAACUUUCGUUACAUAAACUACAGUAAUAGAUUGUGUCCCAUCUUAGUUGUGAGAGAAAAUACUAUAACUUCUUA
This is a messenger RNA of Platichthys flesus (European flounder), 1024 nucleotides long. Its product is annotated as interleukin-12 subunit alpha-like. The record is from RefSeq and is a predicted model, not a curated record. The transcript has 6 exons. Gene Ontology annotation, molecular function: interleukin-12 receptor binding; growth factor activity. The coding region runs from base 397 to 897 and encodes 166 amino acids. Lineage: Eukaryota; Metazoa; Chordata; Actinopteri; Pleuronectiformes; Pleuronectidae. Gene Ontology annotation, cellular component: extracellular region. Gene Ontology annotation, biological process: immune response.